CUAAAAUAAAAAAAACAGCCUAAAAACAAUUAGCCUUAUAUUUUUUUAAAAUACCUAGUUAUUGACAGUGAAGUGCUCAGCAUCUAUACAACAUACAAAUCAGAAAGACGUAUUAAACUUCAUAGGCAACCACAAUUACCUUAGAUACAUCAUGUUUUAAACAUUUCUUGGUGAAUAUACCUAACAAUUCUUAAUAAGAUAAGAUGGGUACACUCACUAGCAUUGUAAAUUUAUUCAAGUUUACCACCUAUAACUUAUGUUCUUGUAGUGUAUUACAUGAAUUAAAAUCUAAGAAUUAUUUUAUCGAAAGUGAAAAAAAAGCGAAUUAUUCUUCUCGUCUUCUUUAUUGCAAGGCCCGCAACAGCCACAGGACGAUCUACUCCUAUAUUUGUAGCGGCACUAAACAUUUCUUAGCAGUUUUGGGGGGUGAAAAAUACAGAAAUCAAUUGAGUAAUUUUACAUUUGUAUGUGGGGGGGAGCAGGUGGUAAUUAACUUUAUGAGCCUAAGAAAUGCCGUUUUAGUAAUCCGUAUCUACACGUAUAAUGGGCUAUCUACCACCUACCGGGCAUCGAUUGUCCGGGUGGUAUAUACAGGUUCUCUAUUUUUUCGACUGCGAAAAUGUGGUGUUGUAACUACCAUGGAGCCCAAAAGCUAUAAAAAUGGCAUGGAUGUUCUAAUUAAUGUAUAA
Messenger RNA from Mucor mucedo, 689 nucleotides. RefSeq lists its product as uncharacterized. Lineage: Eukaryota; Fungi; Mucoromycota; Mucoromycetes; Mucorales; Mucoraceae. The coding region runs from base 204 to 689 and encodes 161 amino acids. The record is from RefSeq and is a predicted model, not a curated record. The transcript is spliced from 6 exons.